AGAGAGAGAGAGAGAGAGAGAGAGAGAGAGACUGUGUGCGUAUUGCAUUGAGCAACUAAACUCGCAUCGGUGUUUUCAUCGUUUCUUAUCUACUACCGGUACGAAAUUUUCUCAUCAUUCUUAUAAUUUUCCGAGAAAAUCUUCCAUUUCCCAGUCUGUUCUCUGCUUGUUCUUUUUACUUUCUCGGUUUUUUUUCUCAGUAGGGUUUCUGGGUAUACAGCCUCUUCAUUGUAUCAUCUUCUCUUUUCUCUCUCUCUCGCGUAUUCUCCAUCUUUCUAUUUCAUGAUUCCACUGUAGAUCAUAACUCACACUCUAUGCUUCUGUUUCUCUUGUUUGGUAACUCUGAUUCUGGUUUCUGGGUAUUGAAUUCUACGACCAGAACCCUUAGACUCGUCGUCACAUGACCAGUUUUGUUCCCGAUGUUCCUCGCGACAUCUCUGAUCAAUCUCUCGUUUCAGUAGUGAUCCGAAAUGGGCGAGAGAUCAAACCCGACGUAUCUUGGAUUCAUCAUCGCCCGAAAAUCCGUAAUCUUCUUGUUCAUAUCGAUUCUGUUCAUCCUCUCUUGGUUCUUCAUCUUGCGUUCCACGAACCAAAACCGCGUUCUUGCUUACGUCUCCGUACCUGAACCCACGCUCCUCCCCCAAAUCAACGACGUUUCGAACGGUUCGACGAUGCAGAACGAAGGAGAACAGAGAGGAACAGAGAGAUCAAACGUCAAGGACAAAACCCUCCAAUGCAAGGGGAAGGUUCCUCCACUGGCAGAGCCGCUGAAAGUGUACAUGUACGACAUGGAUCCGUCGUUUCACUUCGGGUUACUGAACUGGAAACCGGAGAGAGACGGCGUCGUUUGGCCGGACAUCAGGGCUGAUAAUGUUCCUCGGUACCCAGGUGGUCUGAACUUGCAACACAGUGUCGAGUACUGGCUCACGCUGGAUCUGUUGUCCUCAGAGCUUCCAGAAGCUUCUAGAAGUCACCGGGAGGCGAUUAGAGUGAAGAACUCGAGCGAAGCCGAUGUGAUAUUCGUCCCGUUCUUUUCGUCUUUGAGCUAUAACCGGCUUUCUAAGGUGAAUCACAGGCAGAGGAAGAACAUGGACAAGGAAUUGCAGGAGAAGACGGUGAAGUUCGUGACGGCGCAGAGAGAGUGGAAGAUAUCAGGAGGGAGCAAUCAUGUAAUAGUGGCUCACCAUCCGAACAGCAUGUUGACCGCUCGGCUCAAGCUUUCGCCUGCAAUUUUCAUACUUGCGGAUUUCGGGAGGUACCCUCUACGCAUAGCCAACGUCGAAAAAGACGUCGUCGCUCCAUAUAAACAUCUCGUCAGGUCAUACGUUAACGAUACGUCGGAUUUCGAUAGCCGUCCUGUCUUGCUAUACUUCCAAGGAGCAAUAUACCGUAAAGAUGGAGGAUUCGUAAGGCAAGAGCUGUAUUACCUUCUGAAAGACGAGAAAGACGUACACUUUGAGUUCGGGAGCGUACGGAACCACGGAGUAAGCAAAGCGGGAGAAGGGAUGAGAGGAUCGAAGUUCUGUCUGAAUAUAGCCGGAGACACGCCCUCAUCGAACCGCCUCUUCGACGCCAUCGCCAGCCACUGCGUGCCGGUGAUCAUAAGCGAGAAGAUCGAGCUGCCGUACGAGGACGUGCUGAACUACAACGAGUUCUGUCUGUUCGCGAGGACGUCGCAGGCUCUGAGGAAGGGGUUUUUGGUAAACAUGGUGAGGAGCGUGGGGAGGGAGGAGUGGAGGAGGAUGUGGGGGAGGCUGAAGGAGGUGGAGAGGCAUUUCGAAUUAGGGUUUCCGGGGAGGGAAGGGGACGGGGUUCAGAUGAUAUGGAGUGCCGUGCGGAGGAAGCUUCCUCUUGUCCGGAUGAAGGUUCAUAGACAUCAACGCUUCUCUAGGUCUUCCUCCUCAUGAUAUUGAAAACAACUUGUAAUAAAUAAUAAUGAUAUAGGUAUAUCAUUUUGGUGUUGUUAAAUCAAAUUGCUAUUAAAAUUUAGAUUUUUUUUG
Molecule: messenger RNA, 2000 nt
Organism: Tarenaya hassleriana
Lineage: Eukaryota; Viridiplantae; Streptophyta; Magnoliopsida; Brassicales; Cleomaceae
Product: probable arabinosyltransferase ARAD1
Exons: 3
Coding region: 471-1907 (478 amino acids)
Molecular function (GO): glycosyltransferase activity
Source: RefSeq, a predicted model, not a curated record